AUGACCUUAAAUCUUUGUGUACUGACCCCUAAUCGAAUAGUUUGGGAUUCAGAAGUGAAAGAAAUUUUAUCUACUAAUAGUGGACAAAUUGGCGUAUUACCAAAUCACGCUCCUAUUGCCACAUCAGUAGAUAUAGGUAUUUUGAGAAUACGCCUUAACGACCAAUGGCUAACGAUGGCUCUGAUGGGCGGUUUUGCUAGAAUAGGUAAUAAUGAGAUCACUGUUUUAGUAAAUGAUGCAGAGAGAAAAGUGGUGACCAUGAUCACAAGAAGCUCAGCAAACUCUGAAAUAGCGGAAGCUGCUUUGAGCAAAAGUUGA
Lactuca virosa is the source of this 318-nucleotide messenger RNA. NCBI's taxonomy places the organism in Eukaryota, Viridiplantae, Streptophyta, Magnoliopsida, Asterales, Asteraceae. The record is from the annotation of a GenBank genome assembly.